GUUGCUUUCACAUGCUGGUGUUUGUUAAGGGACGAAAUGGAAGACUUAACAUCCAGCACGUUUUGCCGAGAUAUUAAUUUGUUUUGUCUUAAAAAUCACAAUAUUCAUUAUUAUUUGAUUAAUUGAUAACCAGACCGAUCAUCCAAAGCUUAUCUGUCAUAACGAUGUUAAAACGUUAUCUUAUUCGGAGGCAUUAGGGUACGCAACUCGCCGCACGCCUUCGGGAAUGUCCAGUCAUGUACUACUUUAUUAGGGCAAUCUAAGCGGCGUUCCAUUUUAAUUAAAAUAACAAAUAAUUCUUCUCUUUUUAUAUUCCUAAUCUCUAUUGAAAGAGUUGACUCACACAACACUAUGCACUUGAAAGUAGCCAAGAGAUUUUGAUGACAAGUUUUAAUGAACAGUUGUGUAAACAUGAGAGUCAAGGUCAUGAAAACAGUUGUGUAAGUCUGUCGCGGACAGAAUGAACCAAUGAGGAAACAAUGCGACCCGGCCUACAGUAUAUAAAAGAGGGGGCUUCUGUUAAAAUUGGUCUGCAGUGUCCAUACAUCUGUUCAAGAAGAUGGAUGCCUUACAAUUUGAUUUAAAAAGCAAACAAUUAUCUCUUAUUCAGUUACCUGUGCCAUCCAAAUUAGCUGAAAAUGAUGUUCUGAUAAAGGUUGCAUAUGCUGGUAUAUGUGGCACUGAUUUACAUAUAGCAGAGGGUGCUUUCCCGUGUGGUGAAAAAGUAGUUUUGGGUCAUGAGUUCAGCGGUGUGGUUGAAGCAGUUGGAUCCAAAGUGAAUCAUGUGAAGCCUGGAGACAAAGUAUCAGUGGAUCCAAACAGUGGUUGUGGGACUUGCAAUUACUGCACAGAUAGUAAUUACCAUUACUGUGAAGUUGGAGGGUUGAAUAAUACCAUUGGCAUAUAUCGCAAUGGAGGAUGGGCCAAUUAUUGUGUUGUGCCAAAUAAUCAAGUCUUCAAAUUACCUGAAAAAAUUUCUUUAGAACAAGCGGCCCUAACGGAACCCCUAUCAUGUAUCUCACAUGGAUGGGACAAAAUUCAACCAAUACCAAUUGGAAAAGAUAUACUUAUAAUGGGAGCAGGAAUUAUUGGUAAUCUCUGGGCAUGUGUACUGCAUUUGCAAGGACAUCGUAAAGUGAUUGUAAGCGAGCCACAGGAGGCUCGUCGAAAGCUUGUUGCCAAUUUAAAUACAGGCUAUGAAAUAAUGAAACCCACUGACCUCCAGGCACGCAAAGCUGCAAAUCCUAAAUGGGGAGUAGAUUUGAUCAUUGAUUGUAGUGGCUUUGGCCCUGCCAUAGAGCAAGCUUUAGAUCUUUUGAAUCCAGGUGGCCAACUUUGUAUUUUUGGAGUAGCUUCUCCAGAAACAAAAAUCAGGCAAGUACUGAAGCAAAAGAAAUGCUCAAACACUUCUGUAUGUUCUCUUGUAAUCAUUGUUGGUAUUUUCAGUGUUUCACCAUACCUGUUAUUCAAGAAGGAACUCACAAUUAAUGCUAUUAAUGUCAAUCCAUUUUCAUUUAAUAAAUCCCUUGGAUUUAUUGAUGCCAUGGGAGACAGGUAUUUGGCAUAUGAAAAACUGGGAAUAAAAGUAUUUGGCCUGAAUCAAUAUGAAGCAGCUCUUGCUGCACUGAAGACUGGUACCAUUGCAAAAGCAAUAUUCAAAAUCGACUGAAAUUCCACACAUACAUAUUUUAUUAUUCAAUAAUAAUACAAAUUUAUUAUCACUUCACAUGUACAUUCAAAAAAUUCAAGAAAAUGCAUUUAAAUACAGUGUAUAAAACAUUGCACUACAGCGUAAAUUCAGAGCUGUGAAAAAGUAGCCAUAUAAAAACAGGUAUUAAAAUCUGUUCAAUAAAAAUUGUCUAGAGUAGGCUCGACUUCCCUUCCCCAACUAAUAUAUGUUAAUAUAAAUGGACCACAUAUGUUUUUAUACAACAACUUUUACAAAAUUUGAAAUGUCCUUUUAAAAAGUUAUGUAAUGUUUGCUUAAAAUAGCAUCAUAUUACACUGCCAAUUGACAUAAAAAAUAAAAAUAUUAAGACCACAGUGUUUAAUAAUUUUUGUUUUUACAGCCUUUCCAUGACUUCGUGAAAAUAAUGCAAAAUAAUCAAGAUUUUAUUUUCUAGGUACCUCAUAAUAACAAGUUGAUACAAUAUACUUUAAAUGCCUAACUGAUGCAUUCAGUAUCAAUUUAGAAAAAAAGGUCUUGAUACACUCCUUCUAAACACUGCUCUUAAAACUCUAAGACAAUAAGAAAAUGUAAUAAAGGGUUUGAUACAAAGUCUAAAUUGCAUAAAGUUUUCAAAAUAUUUACCUUCUGCUUCUAGAGUGAUUUUUUAACACACUUCACAAUAAGUUCUUACAUAAAAAGCAUAUACCUUGAUUGUUUAUAAGGAAGACAUUACUUAAUAAAUACAACAAGGUGCUUAAGGGGCCAUUCAAGAAAAAAAGUUUGUAUGGGAAAGUCCCAUGUCUGUGAUGAAAACAAAUGAAUUGUCUUUACGUGUGUGUGUGUAUGAUAAUGAACAAACAUCAUUUACUACUUAUAUUAUUAAUAUCAAACUAUAAAUAAAUGUUCAAAUUAAUUAAAAAUUUUAAGGGUUGGAAUGGAAAAUUCGAUGAGACGGGUUGUGUUUGUUAAAUUUUAUGAGUUGUUUCCAAGGGGAGAUGGGCACACAUUUCUUGAAUGGCUCGUAAAGUUCUCAAAAAGCAAACUGUCAACUUGCUUGAAAGCAAUUAAAGUAAAAUAGUCAUUUCAUUGAUAUGUAAUAUUUUAUUUAGGUCUGUAAGAGGAAUAAAACCAUUUCCCUUUUCUAAAAUUAAUAUCCAAGUUCAUUAUAAAUACUUCAAGAUUUGAAAUUUUUAUAAAAUAGCCUGAAUACCAAGUUGAUGUACACGAGAUAAUAAAGACUGCUCAUAUGCCCAUUACACACUUCUGCCCACAAAAAGCAAGGUCAAUAACUAAUAAAUUAAAUUUUAAUAAUAUUGUUAAUAAGCAUUAUAUCAUUGUAUCUGACAACAACGAAAUUCUUUAUGACUGUGGAACUCUUACAACACAGGCCAAACGUGUGGAAAUAAGUUCCAUAAAGCUUCUUAAAAUUAUCAGGGUAAAACAUAAAAUCUCUUAUUUCACUGCAUGAUGGUUACUCUUGUAUUUGGUGUCUUACAAUUUGAAUCCUCAUAAUAAUGUUAUACAUGCCAUUUAAUUUAAUUGAAAUUCUUCUCUAUCAAAUCUUUUCAUCCACUUCUACAAAAAUAUGAAAACCUGAAAUUAUAGCUAAAUAUCAGAUUAUCAAAUAUACUGAAACACACAAUUACUGUAUUCAGGAAAACAAAUAACUAUUAGAACAUUAGGUCAACAGUUUGCUUUACAAUCAAUUACUACUUAGACUGUGAAAGUGCAAGAGUUACAAACAUACACAUGUAUAUCUACAUAUAUAUUGACACAAUUAGUGUGCACUCCUGAUCCAUAGCUAAUUAAAAUAAGAGAAUUUUAUUCAUUCUUACUUUAAAAUAAUAAAUUCUUUUUGUGUAAAAAUUUGCUAUAGUUAACUGCUAUACGAUGCAGCCAUUCUGCUAAUUAUAAACCAACGUUCAUAAAAUCAGGGCACAUUACUAGAACAUUAUAUUAAUUAAGAAAUAAAAGUUAAAAAUCUCUAGGAUAUGUUUGUUUUUAAAUUUCCAUUCAGAUCUUUGCUAAGAGUAACAAUGAAAAUCUUGAAUUAUCAGUCCUGAGAUGGAAACAUCCAUUUCAAACACAAUUUUGUUACACAAUACACACAAUUCAGACUUAUAUAGAGAAAUUUGUAGUUAAUCAUGCUUUGUAACACUAUAAUCAAACUCUAGAAAUUAAGUAAUGUUAUUUUCUUUAUUUGUUAAUCCAUUCACUAAAAAUAUGUCUUUGCCAAAGCAUUAAAAUCUAUUUAAAAUAUACUAGAAUUAUUUGAGGAAAUGAUAUUUAAACCUUCAAAGUACAAGUAAAUGAGAUUCAUAACACUAAAUUCCAAAUUUGGUAUCCUUCUAU
Gryllus bimaculatus (two-spotted cricket) is the source of this 4021-nucleotide messenger RNA. NCBI's taxonomy places the organism in Eukaryota, Metazoa, Arthropoda, Insecta, Orthoptera, Gryllidae. The record is from the annotation of a GenBank genome assembly.